AUGUCUCAAGAAGAAGCUACUCAGAAGGCAACAGAAGGUGUCGCAAAUUUGCACCUUGAUGAGGUUACUGGUGAAAGAGUUUCCAAAUCGGAAUUGAAAAAGCGAAUUAAGCAAAGACAAGUUGAGGCUAAGAAAGCAGCAAAGAAGGCGUCAGGCCAAGCUCCCGUUGAGCCAAAGAAGAAGAAAAAUGAUCUUUUGGCGGACUUAUCACCAGCACAGUACUUUGAAGCUAGAAGUCGUCAAAUUUUGGAAUUGAGGAAAACUCAUGAGCCAAAUCCUUACCCACACAAAUUCCAAGUAAAUAUCUCGAACCCAGAGUUUCUAUCGAAGUAUGCUUAUCUGCAAAGAGGUGAGACUUUACCAGAGGAGAAAGUGGCCAUUGCCGGCAGAGUCCAUGCAAAGAGAGAAUCAGGAUCCAAAUUAAAAUUUUAUGUUUUACAUGGUGAUGGUGUCGAAGUGCAAUUGAUGUCUCAGUUACAGGAUUAUCAAGAUCCCUUAGCCUACGAAAUCGACCACGAUUUGUUGAAAAGAGGUGACAUUGUCGGUGUGGAGGGUUACGUUGGUAGAACUCAGCCAAAAAAAGGUGGUGAAGGUGAAAUUUCUGUCUUUGUGAGUCGUAUCCAGCUAUUGACUCCAUGCUUGCACAUGUUACCUGCUGAUCACUUUGGUUUCAAAGAUCAAGAGACAAGAUACAGAAAACGUUACUUGGAUUUGAUUAUGAACAAGGAAUCGAGAGGUCGUUUUAUCACUCGUUCCAAAAUUAUCACUUACAUCAGAAAAUUUUUGGACUCAAGACAGUUUAUUGAAGUGGAAACUCCAAUGAUGAAUGUUAUUGCUGGAGGUGCAACAGCAAAACCUUUUGUUACUCACCACAAUGAUUUGAACAUGGAUAUGUACAUGAGAAUUGCUCCUGAAUUAUUUUUAAAGGAAUUAGUUGUUGGUGGUCUAGAUCGUGUUUAUGAAAUCGGUAGACAAUUCAGAAAUGAAGGUAUCGAUAUGACUCACAAUCCUGAAUUUACAACUUGUGAAUUUUAUCAAGCUUAUGCUGACGUCUAUGAUUUAAUGGAUAUGACGGAAUUAUUGUUUUCUGAGAUGGUUAAAGAGAUUACAGGUUCUUACGUGAUAAGAUACCAUCCAGACCCAACAAAUCCGGAAAAAGAACUCGAAUUGAAUUUUGCUAGACCAUGGAAAAGAAUGAACAUGAUUGAAGAGUUGGAAAAGAAGUUUAAUGUAAGUUUCCCACCAGGAGAUCAAUUACACACAGCUGAAACUGGUAAAUUCUUGAAACAAAUUUUGAUUGAUAACAAGCUGGAUUGUUCUCCACCAUUAACAAACGCACGUAUGCUUGACAAACUUGUCGGUGAUUUAGAAGAUAUGUGUAUUAACCCAACUUUUAUCUUUGGUCAUCCUCAGAUGAUGUCUCCGCUAGCCAAAUAUUCAAGAGAUAUUCCAGGUUUAUGUGAAAGAUUUGAAGUCUUUGUUGCAACAAAGGAAAUUUGUAAUGCUUAUACUGAAUUGAAUGAUCCAUUUGAUCAAAGAGAUAGAUUUGAAGAACAAGCUAGACAAAAAGAUCAAGGUGACGAUGAAGCUCAAUUAAUAGACGAGACUUUCUGUAAUGCUUUAGAAUAUGGGUUACCCCCAACUGGUGGUUGGGGUUGUGGUAUUGAUAGAUUGGCAAUGUUCUUGACUGAUUCUAAUACCAUCAGAGAGGUUUUGCUGUUCCCAACAUUGAAACCAGAUGUUAUGAGAGAAGAAGGUAAGAAGGAGGCUAACUAG
This is a messenger RNA of Zygotorulaspora mrakii, 1776 nucleotides long. It is a transcript of the gene KRS1, whose product is annotated as lysine--tRNA ligase KRS1. Gene Ontology annotation, molecular function: ATP binding; tRNA binding; lysine-tRNA ligase activity. The record is from RefSeq and is a predicted model, not a curated record. The coding region runs from base 1 to 1776 and encodes 591 amino acids. Gene Ontology annotation, cellular component: cytosol; cytoplasm. Gene Ontology annotation, biological process: lysyl-tRNA aminoacylation. The transcript has a single exon. NCBI's taxonomy places the organism in Eukaryota, Fungi, Ascomycota, Saccharomycetes, Saccharomycetales, Saccharomycetaceae.